This is a messenger RNA of Syngnathoides biaculeatus (alligator pipefish), 1804 nucleotides long. RefSeq names its product BMP and activin membrane-bound inhibitor (Xenopus laevis) homolog a (gene bambia). The transcript has 3 exons. Gene Ontology annotation, biological process: transforming growth factor beta receptor signaling pathway; negative regulation of transforming growth factor beta receptor signaling pathway; positive regulation of canonical Wnt signaling pathway. The record is from RefSeq and is a predicted model, not a curated record. The coding region runs from base 549 to 1322 and encodes 257 amino acids. NCBI's taxonomy places the organism in Eukaryota, Metazoa, Chordata, Actinopteri, Syngnathiformes, Syngnathidae. Gene Ontology annotation, molecular function: frizzled binding.
UCUGUGGCCCACAGCUAUUUCUUCUGUUAUAUCUUGACUACGUCGAGGUCGCUCGUUGCUGUCUGAUAAAACCGGAUUGUCCGUCACUUUCAACAAAUUCUCAAUCCAGGAAUCUAAGGUGAUGCUUCACCAUCAUCGGUUAGGGGGGAAAGAAAGCGUAAAGGACGGAACCAGGCUUUCAGUUUCCUAAUUUGAGACUCUUUCCAGCAGGACAAUGUCCUCUCUUUUUUCUUCUUUUUUGGACUUGAAGUAGAUGAAGUCCUCCGAGUCUCAUGUAAUUUGGAACCGUUUAUAAAAAGCAACUUUUAUGUUUCCACCGAUGAAAGAAAGCGUCUCGGAGCCCUUUUCCACUUCUGGCGGAACUUCGAGCUGACUUUUUUUUUUUUUUUUUAAUGAAUAGGCAUGGCCACUUUUUCUCCUUAGCUCUAUGUAAAGCGUGAUAUAUAAAUAUACAGUAUAUAUAUUUUUCCCCACGUCCAUCUCUUGGCUUCCAGUGGUGCAAGUUGUGGGACACACGAGCGCGCGUUUGCGCAUCGACUUUGGCGUCAAUGGAUCGUCACUUCAGUUUGAUUUCGAUUUGGCUCCAACUGGAACUCUGUGCCAUGGCCGUUCUUCUCACGAAAGGAGAAAUAAGGUGUUACUGUGAUGCGCCGCACUGCGUGGCCACAGGCUACAUGUGCAAGUCUGAGCUGAACGCCUGCUUCACCAAGCUGUUGGACCCUCUCAGCUCAAACUCUCCCCUCACACAUGGGUGUUUGGACCCCAUCGCCAACGCCGACGACAUCUGCAGCAACCAGAGGGGCUCAGACGCCCUCUCCGGUGCCGCCACGUUGGACUGUUGCCACGACGACAUGUGUAACUACAGAGGCCUGCAUGACCUGGCGCACACAAGGGACUCCACAGAUCAUAGCCGGUACCAGCCGGAGAUCAACAACAGAAACUUGGUGACGCGGGUGCAGGAGCUAGCCUCAGCCAAGGAGGUGUGGUUCCGAGCGGCGGUGAUCGCCGUGCCCAUUGCGGGUGGCCUCAUACUGGUGCUGCUCAUCAUGUUGGCGCUGCGUAUGCUGCGCAGCGAGAACAAGCGGCUGCAGGACCAGCGGCAACAGAUGCUGUCGCGGCUUCACUACAGCUUCCACGGCCACCACACCAAGAAAGGCCACGUGGCCAAGCUUGACCUGGAGUGCAUGGUGCCCGUCACGGGUCACGAGAACUGCUGUCUGACUUGUGAUAAGAUGAGGCAGACGGACCUCAGCAACGAUAAGAUACUGUCCCUUGUCCACUGGGGGAUGUACAGCGGCCACGGCAAGCUGGAGUUUGUAUGACUUCCUGUCCAGGCGCACCCCUCAAGUGUUGCAAACUUGUUUUUUUUUUGGACUCUGGAAAAAAAACAUUCCCAUAUUUUUCUCCCGUUGGACCGUUGGGUCUGUGUUUUCAUUUAUUUUUACCAGUGGCAAAAAAAUACGAGACUGAUCUCAUGCCGUGUGGUUUUUGCUUGAGGAGCACUUUACUUGAAAAAUGAAAAGGCAAAGCAGCGAGGAGCCGUGUUUAAAACCCAAGAGGGCGGGACCGUGAGGUGGAGUGAGAGCACCCAAACAUCUUGGACUUGUACACUGAGCGCUGAAGGAUUCCACACCGAAUUUUGCACAUUUGGAUAAAGGAAAAAAAAAAAAAAGCUGUUGCUUAAAAAACGAAAAAAACAACUUUUACACUGACACCAGGGUACAAGGACUUGUUUGAGGAGUUAAAUUGACUGCAGGUGUGCAUACUCCUCUGUGUACAUUCAAGCUUAUUGUAAAGAUUUUUG